Symbiodinium pilosum is the source of this 4454-nucleotide messenger RNA. The record is from the annotation of a GenBank genome assembly. Lineage: Eukaryota; Dinophyceae; Suessiales; Symbiodiniaceae.
GUCUGAUCUUCGUCAAGUUGAUGCUUGGUGCAAAGUGACGCGUGCUCCGCCUUCACAACGUGCAUUGUUGUUGUACCAGAACCUUACUGGUCGAGCUUGGGUUGAAGCAGAAGAGCUCAGCAUGGAUGCUUUAGCCAAUGAGGAUGGUGUUGAGGUUUUCCGUCGUUGGGUUCAAGAGAGAUACCAAGAAGUCGAGGCCAGUAAGAUCGCUGAGGCUCUCAUCCAUUUCUUUAAGAGACUUCGUCGUGAAGCUGGUCGAAGCAUUCGUGAGUUCAACUCAGCUUUCGAUCGCACCCAUACCAGGCUCUUGGAGAUGGAUUGUCGACUUCCUGAAGUUGCUAAAGCCUGGGCCUAUCUUAGAAAUCUUGGUCUGUCGAACUCUGAGGAGUUGGCUUUGUUAGCUUCGGUAGGGAACGCCUAUGACAUCAACAAACUUCAACGUGCUGCUGUUCUUCAUGAAAAAGCCAUUCUAACUCCCAGGCAUGCUCGCAAAGGGAACUUCCAAGAAGGUAAAGGGGGCAAGCCCAAGGGAGCCUUCCUCACUGAAAUCGGCGAAGAAGAGGUGCUGGAGGCCCAAUCACAAGCAGAGAGCGAAACCUUGCUAGAGGAACACGAGCGGCUCAGCUUCAUGAAGCUUUCGUUGCGGCGGAGUCAGCUAAAUCUCGAUAUCGUGAACUGGCUAAAGCUAGAGGGGAUGCCGCAGGCCCCCGGCCAUUGGCAUAAGGAUGCUGAGUGCCCUUUGAAUCAGGGACGUGCUCAGACUCAGGGUAGUGAAAAGUCAGCUACCUCAUCAUCAACCACCGGAGCAAACACCGGUCAGCCCUCCAAAGAAGCUGACGUUGUCCGGGCUGCCUAUGAAUUAGGAUACUUGGGAACUGGCCUGGUUGCAAUCACGGACACGGCUUGUUCCAAAUCAGUUGCUGGCUACGGCUGGUUGCAGCAUUACAUGAAGGUAGCUAAGGAAGCAGGGGUCCCCAUGCAGCUCAUUGACACCCAGGAUGAUUUCAGGUUUGGGGCAAGCCGCCUGUUUCGAGCUACAUACACAGCUACGAUCCUGAUUCCUCUUGGUGAUCAUGUUUGUCUUGUUCGAGCUCCCAUCGUACACGGAGAAGUUCCUCUGCUUCUAUCACGUAAAGCUUUGAGCACUCUUGGGAUGUUCUACGAUGUUGAAGGGCACAAGGCUGACUUCCGUCGCAUCGGCUUGUAUGACUUCCCCUUGCUGACCACUGAGAACGGACUUUCAGCGCCAACCAUCAAGGAGGUCACAAAGGAUGCGUCCGACAUCGGUGUCUUCAAGACUAUUUUCUAUCCCAAGAAGCUCUCGCCUGUUGUCUUCAACAUGUUGAGCGCCGAGUCUUUGAAUUCAGAUGUGUUCAUGAGUUGGUGGUCCAGCACUGAUGUUUCAAAAGAUUUCUGGAUUGAGACCGAUUCAUCUUUCAUUCGCAUUCACAUUAAGCCUCGGAAGCAUUUCUUCUACCCUGACAUGUGGGAUACUCCUCAGCUUGAUGUCCGGGAUCUCCUUCUUGAGCAUAUUGGGGAAGUUCGCACUACCGAGAGUGUUGCUUGCCACACUUUGCUCAGCAUCGAAAGAAAGCACGACUUCUGGCAGCAGGUCUCUUCAGAGUACCUUGCUAGGGAACUUCUUCGCAACAAGGACUUUUCUUUCCUCAGCGCAGAGAAAUCUUACGAGAUGUGUGCGGUGCAGCCAAAGCAGCAAGGAAGCGACAGAUUACUGGAGAUGGCUCUGGAUGGCUCUGCAUCUAUAUCUUUGGGUGGGUGUGCGCGUGGCACCUUCUAUGGGAACAGUAAGAAGUCGCACGAGAACGCCCAUGUCCUUAAGUAUGUCAAUGCUUUCAUGAAGCACCACGGGGCUAAGGGUUCAGGGAGCGCUGUCGCGCUCAGUCAUAAUUCUAAGCCGCUUGUACAUCGUGAUCAACACAACGAGAAGUCCAGUGUCAACCACACCAUUACUUUUGGAGCUUUCAGCGGUGGUCGGCUUUGGCUUGAGAGCCCUUCCUGUGCCCAGGUGCAUAGCCAUGGAUCUGAUUUCUCCAAGUCGUCGAGGAAGCGGAAAGGGGCCCAUCGAGCCAGCGCCUUGCUGACUCUUGGCCUAACAGUUGCCUCCACCUACAUGAGUGAGUUCAUGCCCAAAGGGUCUCCAGUUGACCAGCCUGUCGUAUUGGAGGUAGGCGACACUGAGAUGACCUGUCGGAUGGCUGAAUAUGGCGACUACGUGAUAAUUCAUGUGCUUUGGGUGCAAGGUAAUGGUCAAGUUUGCGAGGGUAUCGACCGCCUUCUUGCAGCAGCGACCAGACAGAUCCAGCAGGGUGGGGUUUUUGUCACGCGUGAGCAUCGUACUGAGAGACGCAAUCAGAUGGCAGCCGACAACAAGCUCCUAAUGAAGCGCAAGAUGCUCCUCAAGACGCUCCCGAGCCUCUUGGACGUGGUCUUCAGGGUAUGUUCUCGCAGCCGUGGCCCAGCACCUCCUCGACCAGCAUCCUUGCCUACGCUCCUAGACUUUAAUCAGCUGGUCAGUGUUGAUGUGUUUUCGUCCUUUGACUGCAAUCGAGUGAAGCAUGAGUUCAUCUCCAUCAUCGAUCACGCUACCACACUUCAUCUGGCCCACUGGCAACAGGGGGUCAUAGAAAGAGACCAGCUGUGGUAUCAAGAGAUACUGCGCCGUGUUGUCGAUGAGAGGUCCAUAGAUGAGACUGACACGCACAUGGCCGUCCAGGCGGUCAAUUCGGCCUUCGUCGCCGCCACGGUUUUCGCCGAGUCAGGACCGUCGGAGUCACAGGGAGGUCGCAAUCCGCACCGCCGCCCGCAUGGCAUUUUUCGUACUCAGCUUGAUGGCAAGUUGCGGCGGGCACUCAUUCAGAGAGCACGGGUCAAACGGGGCGGGCAUUCUGUCGGAGAGCUUGUCUGCUUUUUCCGUGUUGACAAGGCCGGAACAAAGUCCAACACCAAGCGUGGACGAUGGAAACGGCCCGGGACUAUCAUAGGUGCUGAAGGUGGUAACUGGUGGGUUUCACACGCUGGUCGGUGCCAUUUGGUUGCAGAAGAGCAUCUCAGACCCAGUACUGCAGAAGAAAUAGGAGACCUUCUGUCCACCAGACUUGCGCGUGAUGACCUCGAACGCCUCCUCAAUCUUGACCCUGCUGACCCCGCAACCUUUCAGGAGCAUGGAGAAGACCCGGUCGUCGGAGAUGCCGACUAUGGUGGGGAAGAAAUGGCCGAUGACGAGGACAUGGACUUUCAGUUUGAGUUUGCUCCAGGGGACCUUGAUGUUGAUGAGCCCGAGGCCCCCAGUGGUUCCAGUCUGCCUAGACCCUCACCUUCGAAUCAUCCGCCUCCAUCUAAGAGACAGCGCCAUAAGGGUCCAGGGGUUCAGUCCGCCAACAUGCUGAAGAAAUGCCACACGACAAGGUGCCCAGAAAAGCAGUAUGAGAAGGAAGUGCCGUGGUCAAUGAUACCGCCCGAGCAGCAUGCAGCAUUCAGAGAGGCUGAGAAGAAGCAGUACUUUGAGCACAUUGAUCAUCAAGCCCUCUCUCCCUUGACAAUCGAGGAAAGUGCUGCUGUGCGCGAUCGAGUUGAUCUCAGCAGAAUUUUGGGAUCUCGUUUUGCGUAUAAAGAUAAACAUUGGAGUCGUCGGACAUCCACUCACGGAUGGGAGGCCAGCGCCGGUGAUAUUACGGGGAUCUUUGGUCUCCCGGACUCGCCACGGAAGUGGUGGCGAAAACUUCGGAAGGACACGCUAGAGUUGCGCAUAGACCUUGAAGGAGUCUUGCAUCACUUCGUUCAGAAUCCUCUAGACCCAUGUCUGUUUCAGUUGGUUCCCGUGGACACUCCUCAGCAUGAGCCAGUCGCCUAUGUAGGCGUCCAUGUAGACGACCUUCUUGUGGCCGGCUCAAAGGGGACAAGCCAGAGAGUCAGGGAUGCACUGUCGAGCAUAUUUCCUGUGGACGGGUGGGAAACUGAUGACUUCGAGUACAUAGGUAGACAUGUUACUGUCAACGAAACUGGGGUGCAUGUGAGUCAGCAAGCCUAUGCCGCCUCUCACCUCUUUCAAGUAGACAUCGCCCCCGGGCAGAAUGACAUGGACCUGGCGUCCGAGGAGCAGAAGAUUGAUAACCAAUCCUUGAUAGGGGCGCUUUCUUGGUUGGGUAGUCAGUCAAGGCCAGACUUGCAGUGCUCUGUUUCGCUUGCGCAGCAGCUUCAGAAGUCACCAACGGUUGGGGAUGUUCGCUUCACCAAUCAGACAGCUCGCCGCGCAUGGGACCAUCGUGACAAAGGAGGGUUCCGCUUGUCCUAUGAGGACCGCGAGAACGGCAUGAUGCACGACACUCCCUACGACACUAAGGAGCGCAAGGCCAAGCGCGCCAACUCCAAGGUCACCAGUCAGUAUGGCAUCAUGAUCCUCCUUGUCGAUGGCAGCACGUUCGCUUCAGGAGGCG